AAACAGAAGCAGUAAACAAAGAGGAAGCGAAACGAGUGCAAAAGAGAGGAUGAACACGAACCCCUUCAGACAUCAGAAUCAUCACCAUGGCGACGAACGCCUGCGUGUCCGACUGCGACAGCUUUGUGGUCUACGACUGCGACAUCGGCACCGACGAUGCCUGGGGCCUGGCAAUGCUUCUGCGCGCGGAGAGCCUACGCAUUGCUGGAAGGAAGAGCUUCAGGGUGGCAGCCGUCACCUGUGUCCAGGGCAACACCAGUGUGGACCAUGGCACACUGAACGCCCUCCGCGUGCUCUCCACUUUGGAUAGGCUGGAUGUGCCCGUCUUUAAGGGUUGCGCCGACCCGAUUGUGCCACGCACUUGGGCACUUAAGUCCCAGUUCCAUGGCGUGGAUGGCCUGGGCGAUGUGGGCGACUAUCCGGCCGUGAAUGCCGACCAACUUCUGUCCGAGGAGCAUGCGGUGAAUGCCAUGUAUCGGCUGGCCUGCCAGCGCCCGGGAAAAGUUGACUUUCUGCUCUGCGGACCCCUCACGAACUUCGCCUGCUGCAUUAAUUUAUAUGGCGAUGCGUUCCUGGACAAGCUGGGCGGCGUCUACAUCAUGGGCGGCAACAUCCUGGGCAAGGGUAACGUCACAAAGAGCGCGGAAUUCAACUUCAUGAUGGACCAGGAGGCGGCGCACGUAGUUCUCGAGCGUCUGAAGCGACCCGCUUUGAUCCUUCCCUGGGAGCCCUGCAUCGAUGGCGAAUUCGGGCUGACCCUCGACUGGCGGCUCAACGUGCUGGGCGCUGUCAAGCAUCCGUUUGUUGAGCUCCUCACCCGCGUCGAGCGAUCGAUGCUGGUGCCGCGCGGCUUUGAGAAGUGGGUCAGCUGCGAUGCUCUGCUCACAGCCGCCUAUCUUUUCCCUCAGCAAAUGAUCGCCGAUGAGCGGGAGUACUACGCCACCGUGGAGCUGUGUGGCGUCCAUACCCGCGGUCAAAUGGUGCUGGAUCAUCUGAGAGGCAGAUGGGUGGACGCCAUCCAUGGCAAGGCGAAGAAUGUUCGUGUGAUCCGUCGCCUCAAUGCAGAACCCUUUCGCACAAUCAUUUCGUAUGCGGCUUUCCUGCCACAAGCGGACAUUGAUAUGGAAAAAUUGUGCAAGGGGGAGCAGCAGCAGCAGCAGCAGCAGCAGCUGCAGCGAUGAGGAGGAGGAUGAGGC
Molecule: messenger RNA, 1196 nt
Organism: Drosophila subobscura
Lineage: Eukaryota; Metazoa; Arthropoda; Insecta; Diptera; Drosophilidae
Product: pyrimidine-specific ribonucleoside hydrolase RihA
Exons: 3
Coding region: 87-1181 (364 amino acids)
Molecular function (GO): hydrolase activity, hydrolyzing N-glycosyl compounds
Source: RefSeq, a predicted model, not a curated record